AUGCCGUCUUACUUCUACCAUCUAAAAUUCGAGCUUUAUCCGACUCCUAAUCCGAUCGCCGAAGCCUCAGAGUCGGAUCGCGAGGCUACCUGGCUUCCACCUCCAGAAGCUGGUGUCUUUGAUGACUUCCCAUUUCACCCACGACCAGACCGACAAACGACAUACCAAGUGCCGACCUCCGAUUACUCUAGACCAGGCUCUACGAACCAUACACACCCAUAUACGCUUGCGGGACAGAAUUCGUCGUCGUCAAGCUUAGGAAUAAUAGACUGUGGCGCAGCCGCGAGAGCGCCGGCUAAGGAAUCCGAUCGAAAGAUUGAGAUCGUAUCAGAAAGGCAGUGGCUCGAGCGGGCAAACAGCUUCCCACCUCCGAACUCAAGUGUUGCAAUACACCCACAAGCCGCAGUUAGAGACUGGCGGUUCGGCCGUGUAAGCCUCGAAACGGUCGAUCUACGAACUGCUCACGCAAUGGCUGGCGAGGCUAGUCGAACCGGCCCGUCCGCGGCUCCUUUACUAGGACCGACAUUCGGAGGCGCUGGAACUGCGACCAAGGCCAAGUUCCUCCCCCUCGAGACGAAAAACACUGAGCUUGGAUGGGGUGUUGUACAUUUCUACCGAGAAGGAGACGAGACACCCGGACUGGUUGAGGUGGAUCAUCAUGAAAGCGAGACUGCCAAUUUGAAGGAUGAUGACUGCACAACUCUCUGUAUCCCAGCAGUCCCUGCCUACAUGUCCCCGGGCGACCUAAUGGGAUUUGUAGGUGAGAAGUGGACGGGUGAUAUCAGUCACUGCCGCAUGGUCAUGACUUCGCGGAUGAACAGAUACCUCGUUUUGCUCAAAUUUCGAGAUAACUUUCGAGCAAAACAAUGGAGGCGGGAGUUUGAUGGCAGGGUGUUUAACACUAUGGAACCUCAAAUAUGUCAUGUAGUAUUUGUCAAGAGUAUAACAUUCGAAACGCCGACGCGCAGAAAGUCCAGCACUGCUCUCUCGCCCUUAUCCUCGUCAGCCGGUAUGUCGAGUAGUCUCAGACCGUUUCCUCCUCCUACGCCGAAUUUGGUGGAACUGCCCACCUGCCCCGUAUGCUUGGAGCGCAUGGACGAAACGAACGGAUUGAUGACAAUUCCAUGCUCUCACGUUUUUCAUUGCACCUGUCUCCAAAACUGGAAAGGUGCAGGCUGUCCGGUGUGUCGAUUCACCAACACUUCACCUGGCGCUGAGUCGGAUCCAACAAAUCCUCAUACACAGCCAUUUGGCUCUGGGGCUUCAAAUCUUUGUAGCGUCUGCGAUUGUACAGAUGAUCUAUGGAUCUGUUUAAUCUGUGGAUACGUUGGCUGCGGUCGGUAUAAAGGUGGUCAUGCGAAGGACCAUUGGAAAGAGACCGCACACUGUUUUGCCCUGGAGCUAGAAACACAACAUGUCUGGGACUAUGCUGGAGAUAUGUGGGUGCACCGACUCAUCAGAGAUAAGGGCGAUGGAAAAGUGGUGGAGCUGCCAUCGAGAAAUAGAUCAGUUGGUCACCUGGAAGAAGAAGAUGUUGUGCCCCGGGCGAAGCUCGACAGCAUUGGCCUGGAGUAUACGCAUCUAGUCACAAGCCAACUCGAGUCCCAACGCGCAUACUACGAAGAGCUGAUUAGCAAGACAGUCGACAAGGCCUCGAAAGCAUCCGCUACUGCUGAAGAGGCUGCUGCUCAGGCUUCAAAAGCCAUGGAGAGACUUACACUGCUGGAUGCUAAGUACACAGCGCUCAGUCAAGAUACCAUUCCAGAGCUAGAGAAGCAACUUGCCCGAGAGCGCAACAAGGCGAACAAGAGUGAAACUCUGGCCCGUAACCUUAGUAAAUCCCUCCAAGAGGAGAAGCGCUUGAACGAGGGGUUGAUGGAACGCAUUGAGCAUCUCAACCGCGACCAUCAAGCAAUGAUCAAGGAGGUUGAGAAGCUCAAAGAGGACAAUGCUGAGCUUCAAGAGACAAACCGAGAUCUGAGCAUGUUCAUAUCUGGACAGGAAAAGUUGAAAGAGCUGGAAAACGAGGGCAAGAUUGAGGAGGGAGAGCUCGAAGGUGGCAGUGCAAGUGUGCCAGAGAAGAAGAGCCGACGACGAGGAAAGCGUUGA
Messenger RNA from Fusarium sp. VM40, 2109 nucleotides. Lineage: Eukaryota; Fungi; Ascomycota; Sordariomycetes; Hypocreales; Nectriaceae. The record is from the annotation of a GenBank genome assembly.